CUGCUUAUGGGCUCAGCUAACGGCGGGCCCGUGGUCAAAACUGACUCGCAGCAGCCCCUCGUAUGGCCGGCCUGGGUGUACUGCACGCGGUACUCGGAUCGUCCGUCCUCCGGUCCGCGCACCAGGAAGCUGAAGAAGAAGAAGAACGAGAAGGAGGACAAGCGGCCGCGGACGGCGUUCACGGCCGAGCAGCUGCAGAGACUCAAGGCGGAGUUCCAGGCGAACCGCUACAUCACAGAGCAGCGGCGGCAGACCCUGGCCCAGGAGCUCAGCCUCAACGAGUCCCAGAUCAAGAUCUGGUUCCAGAACAAGCGCGCCAAGAUCAAGAAAGCCACGGGCAUCAAGAACGGCCUGGCGCUGCACCUCAUGGCGCAGGGACUAUACAACCACUCGACCACCACGGUCCAGGACAAAGACGAGAGCGAGUAGCCGCCGCCGGCUGGGGCCGCGCGGUCAGGCCGCCGCGCCCGCGCCCCCUCCUGGCACGGACACCGCCGCCGUCACCGCCACCGCCGCCUUGCCGGCCCCCACGCCGGGGGAGAAAGAAUCCGCGCACAGGAGGGAGGGAGCAACAGGGAAGAGAGAGAGAGAGAGAGAGAGACAGAGAGAGAGAGAGAGUUUCUCAGAAUGGAGAGUCACGUUUGAACGACACAUUUUUAAAAAGGGAGAAGGACUCGGACAGGUGCUAUCGGAAAAUAAGAUCUAUUCUCUGUUCACGGUAUAAGGGGCGAAACUGCGAACUCCUUAAAGCUCUAUCUAGCCAAACCGCUUACGACCUUGUAUAUAUUUAAUUUCAGGUAAGGAAAAAGAAAUGUGUAGCGAUCUCUAUUUGCUGGACUUUUUUAUUAAUCUCCUUUAUUAUUAUUGUUAUAAUUAUUAUAAUUAUUAUAAUUAUUUUAUCCCCCACCUCCGCCUGGCUGCCCCCGGCCCGGUUUCGUUUUCGUUGCCUUUUUCUUUUGAAUGUUGUUGCUUUUCCGGUGCCUCCCGCCCCGCAUCGCUGGCCCUCGUUUCUCUGGGACUUUUCUUUGUGUGCGUGAGAGUGUGUUUCCUCGCGUGUCCGCCCUUCGCCCCUCCCCCAUCUCCCAAGCCCCCAUCUGUCGGUCUGUCUGUCCUGCCCCCCCUUUCGUUUUCCGGAGACUUGUUGAGAUAUACGACCCCACAGACUGCGAGACUGAACCGCCGCUACAAGCCAAAGAUUUUAUUAUGUUCAGAAACCUGUAGUCUGAAAUAAAGUGUACACUGUGCUCACGA
Suricata suricatta (meerkat) is the source of this 1251-nucleotide messenger RNA. It is a transcript of the gene EN1, whose product is annotated as engrailed homeobox 1. Gene Ontology annotation, molecular function: RNA polymerase II cis-regulatory region sequence-specific DNA binding; DNA-binding transcription factor activity, RNA polymerase II-specific. The transcript is spliced from 2 exons. Gene Ontology annotation, biological process: regulation of transcription by RNA polymerase II; multicellular organism development; neuron differentiation. Gene Ontology annotation, cellular component: nucleus. Lineage: Eukaryota; Metazoa; Chordata; Mammalia; Carnivora; Herpestidae. The record is from RefSeq and is a predicted model, not a curated record. Bases 7 to 429 code for a protein of 140 amino acids.